This is a messenger RNA of Sander lucioperca (pikeperch), 2590 nucleotides long. RefSeq names its product Cbl proto-oncogene C, E3 ubiquitin protein ligase (gene cblc). The coding region runs from base 459 to 2201 and encodes 580 amino acids. Gene Ontology annotation, biological process: cell surface receptor signaling pathway; negative regulation of epidermal growth factor-activated receptor activity. The transcript is spliced from 14 exons. The record is from RefSeq and is a predicted model, not a curated record. Gene Ontology annotation, cellular component: plasma membrane; membrane raft. NCBI's taxonomy places the organism in Eukaryota, Metazoa, Chordata, Actinopteri, Perciformes, Percidae. Gene Ontology annotation, molecular function: ubiquitin protein ligase activity; phosphotyrosine residue binding; receptor tyrosine kinase binding.
GCAAAGAAAACAAACCUGUUUGGCUGGCUGCAACCAGGAAACCAAUCAAAGGGUGCACCAAGAAAAGACAGAGCGAGAGAGAGAGUUACAUCAAGAAAGAGAAAACAAAAAAGCAGCAGCAACGUUUCAGCCAAUGACAUGUUUCCGCUGUGCUGUGUUGUGCUGUGAGUAGAUGUCUCUGCUCUGUUGACCCUGACAAUAUGGGACUGCUGUACUGAUGAGAUGUACGAUCUUAUUGAUCUGACUGAGGAGUGAGAGGCUACAAACCGAGUGGCUGUUUUGGGAGGAAAUGCUCAGCUUCAUGUGCAUUUUAGAAGAUGCUGUAUUUGAACAUGCUAUCAUUUGUUGGAUAAUGUAAUGCUGUUGGAUUAUCUUAUGGAUCAAGGAUAGGUGCUGUUUGGGGUGGCUAAGAUGUGUGCUUUUCCACUGAAGCUGGGAACUCACAAAAAUCGUUCGGAAUGAUGGCGACAGCCGGUUCAGGGGCCUCCCUGAGCCCAAAAUUGAGCUCCCAGCCCCCUACCAGUGGAGACCGGCGGCUAGUGGACAAGGCCCUCAGAAGACUGGAUAAGCUCCAGGAGCUGUGCACUAACCCCCGGCUGGGCCUGAGGAACAGUCCACCAUACCUGCCAGACCUGGUAUCUGAGACGGCAACACUGCUUACGGGGGUCUGGGAGCCCUACCGAGGCCCCAAGGCGGCAGGCGGACAGGUGCCCCGAGGAGACGAGGCCAAAUACCUGAGGAUCCACAUCAGAAACCUGCUGGAUAAGACGGACAGGGCUUUGCUGCUGUUCAAAGAGGGACGGGAGAAGAUAUUUGAGGAAACAUCCAGCUACAGGAGGAACUUGACUAAACUGUCCUUGCUGUUCAGCCACAUGCUCUGGGAGCUGAGGGCCAUGUUUCCAGGGGGCGGUUUUCAGGGUGACACCUACAGGGUGACUAAGACUGAGGCUGCGGCCUUUUGGAUGCAAUCAUUUGGAAAUAAGUGUAUAGUGCAGUGGAAUAGAUUCAAAGAGCAGCUGCAGAGUGUACAUGCAUUUGAAGAAGGGAUGGAGUCCAUGGCUCUGAAGUCAACUAUAGAUCUCACCUGUAAUGACCACAUCUCUGUGUUUGAGUUUGACAUCUUCACCAGACUGUUUCAGCCCUGGAGCUCACUCAUAAGGAACUGGAACCAGCUUGCAGUGACUCAUCCAGGCUACAUGGCCUUCCUCACCUAUGACCAGGUUAUAGCUCGUCUGGAACACUACCUGCAUAGACCUGGGAGCUAUAUCUUCCGUCUUAGUUGCACAAGAAUGGGCCAGUGGGCUAUUGGCCAUGUGACGAGAGAAGGUGGCAUCGUCCAGACCAUCCCCCAGAAUACACCGCUCUACCAGGCACUCAUUCAGGGCUUCAAGGAAAGCUGCUACCUGUACCCAGAUGGCCGUGAUGUGAACCCCGACCUGACAAGCUUGUGUGAACCGGCCCAGAGGGGCAAAGUCAAAGUUACAGAAGAGCAGUAUGAGCUUUACUGUGAUAUCGGCAGCACCUUCCAGCUGUGUAAGAUCUGUGCAGAGAGGGAUAAGGAUACUCGUAUCCAGCCCUGUGGGCAUCUCCUGUGCAAACCCUGCCUCACAGGCUGGCAGCAGAAGUCAGCUGGCCACACCUGCCCAUACUGUCGCUGUGACAUCAGAGGAACAGAGUCCAUCCUCGUCCAGCCCUACCUGCCUGGCAGCGGUCAGUGGGAGGAGGAGGGUGAGGACGAUGUGGAGGAGGAAGAGGACCAUGAGGACAUUGAACUGAUAGUAAAGGAAUUGGCUGCCCUGAGGAAGUUCUCAAGUUUGGAUUACCAGGUUCCCCGGUCCCGUCUCAACACUCCACCUCUGCCCCCUAAAAACAGCACAACCGCACGUUGUCCAUCUCCCUCCAGCCAAUCCCAGACAUCGACUCUGGACAAACCCUCCCACCAACGUUCACAGGCUCACAGUGGAAAUAAAGCACAUAGACGAAACAAACAACAGACAAACAUGGAUAGCAGUGCUGAAUUCCUCUCAGAAGCAACAUUUUCGUCUUCCUCUCAGAAAGGCGGUGACAGUGGAGCAGCAUGGCUCAAACCCUCCAGCCCAGUCAAACAGAGACAAAGACAUAAAGAGAGGGAGGAAUGGAGAGCGGGGCCCAGAGAAGACACAUGUGACCUGGGAGAGAUGGCGAGAAGAAUGUCAUCCUGACAGAAAAGCAACCUCUGCAAAACCAAGACUCUUUUACUAAAGCGAGAAAUACUCAACGACUAAAAUAUUCAAGAAAGCAGUCCUUGGUGACUGUUAAAGUAGUUUCUGGUGUCAUGUUUAUCUGUAAAUGACCGUGUGUCAGCUGCACUGCUGAAGUUGUGAUGAGUGGGUGGGACUGACAGUAAAAUUGCUCACUGAGGCCUCCUACUGUUCAAUAAUCACACUGCCAUCAUCUCCACAGUAGGUUCAGUACUGAUCUUUAUAAUUAAAGUGUUCUGAGCCUCCAUUAAUUAUUAAUAGAAAUGAAUGAAAGGCCUGAUCAUGUAAUUAUAUGAUCACAUUAAGGGGGGCAAUCACAUAUCUAGAGUAAAUAAAUGGAAAAAUAGAAA